UAAGGAGAGUGAAGACAACUGUCAUGAUUAUCCGUCAGUGAUAUUCCAAACGAACAAACGACCUGUCAAAAUACAUGAAUUUGACUCGUUUGGAAUGACACUGACAAAUAAUAAUUGUUCCAAUUUUGACAGUGUCGUCACUCUCCUUAUAUGCACUCAGCAGAUACCAGAGUGUUCCUGGCGCUGGCAGAAAAAUUAGAAAAAGUUUUGUUUGUAUCUUGUUUUUACCGUUGUGGAAAUUGUGAGAUGAUCGAUGAAAGUAGCGAUUUCGAGGAUUCAGCAGAUUGCAGUGAAUCUUCGGAAUCUUCCGAAGAAUCGUGCGGAAACCAAGAGAUGGUUGCGAGUCGAACUAAGCAAGUGCUUUGCGAAUUGCACGAACAAGAACUGAAGCUAUUCUGUUUGAGCUGCGCGAAAUUGAUUUGCGCUGACUGCUUCCUAGUUGAUGGAGCUCAUAUGCGCCAUAUGAUUGAUUACGUGCCAAAGGUGUAUGAUGAGAAACAAAUGAAAUUACAGGAAAAAUUUGUAAUAUUGGAGGAUCAUGUCCAACGCCUGCAGCAGGAUGUCGCUAAAAGCGAACAAAAUUUGAAGUUUAUUCACGACGCAGAACAAACGGUUAUCCAAGAAAUUGAAGCGCUUUGUUUGAAGGCCAAGCUGAGCGUGUCGCGGUUAACUGCUAAGCGCAAACAAACACUUCAAAUGUACGCCGAAGUUGCAACAAAUAUGCAAACAUUAAAUAAAAUAAUUCAAGAAAAGGCGAAGCAUUUACGAAUGGAAGAGUUUAUCGAACAGGAGCGAUCAGUUCACCAACAAUGCGAUGAAUUUAUCGCCGGUUGUGUAGAACAUCGCUUUUCACCAGCACAGUUUGAGGAUAUUGGAUGCGACUUAUUGCCUCCGUACGAAAUGAGAACUUACACGUUACGCAAUUUCGAUAAGACUACUGAUUGGCAUUUUAGAAUGAGAUUAUCCUGUGAUAUUCUAUGGAACGUCUCCCUAAGUAAAACUAAUGACUUUUCAGUAUUAGGGAUUCCGAGUGACAAUGAGAUGAAUAAUUUUUCAUUCAAGCUGCUGGUAGUGAUCGUGCACGACGACAUGCGAAAGACAAUCCAGAAGAGUUUUCUUUUGGAUGGCGAUCUAAAAGAGGAAAAAAUCGCAACUGUUUCAUUACUUACGUCAGAAGGAUUUGUUAACAAGGAUAACGAACUGGUUGUGAAGAUUGGUUUAAGACCUCAGAACGUGUUGGUAGAGAAUCAAAUCUUGAAAAGUUUAAAUGCUGUACAAAGCAAGUUCUGUGUAACGUACUUUAACCUCGAACUCUCUGCAGCAACAAACAAGAAGUCUGAUUCGACAUUGUUAGUGGACCGCGCCAAUCGUAAUUGGUGUCUGCGGGUGCUCCCCUUUAAGCUUUCCGCUCCCAAUUCAAAACUUGGGCUAUUUAUUAUUUUGCUAACGCAAACUGCUGCCAAAUGUCUUUUCUUCAUCGAAUUGAUGCAUGACGAUCCUAAAAAAAAUGUGCGCAGGUGUGGAGUAUCAACUUUUGAGCAAAUCGACUCCGCCUUCGGAUAUAAAGAUUUUCUUGACCGUACCAUUCUUAUCAACGAACCAGGGUUUUACACAAACGGGGUGAUGCGGCUCCGGUUUGGAGUUCAACCAUUGGAUAACUGGAAUUACAGAAUCGAUUCGAAAAUUGACUGUUGUGAUAAUGAGAUAGGCGAAGCAGAGUCCUAAAUUUUAUCCUGGAAGCAGCGUUUUUACAGCAUAUAUUCGAGUAGCUGUAAUAGAUGGCGUAUGCCGACUAAAUGCAGGAUAAGGAAUGGCUAAUUUAUUUCAGUUGUUAGCGUGUGAGGUGGAUUAUACUUAUUCUUGUGUAUAUACAUCAACGAAUAAAUAUUUUAGUGAAACUUCUCUUGGUAGCCAACCAAACUGCGUUCAGAUAAUGAAAUCCCUAGAACAUGUUUCAUAGUUGACACCACAGAGCCGCUAUUUUCAUCUGGGCUAUUGUUCAUCUCAUCGAAUUUGAUGUACUAUUUUUUACUGUUAAUGCAAAUAAAGCAAUUUUUAUGUAGCCCAUGAAAAUUCGUAUUUUUGAUAUUUAUGCCAAACACCAAACAUUUUAAUAAAGUUUACAAUAAUUAGACAUUCUUAAGGUUCUUGUAUG
This is a messenger RNA of Topomyia yanbarensis, 2155 nucleotides long. Its product is annotated as E3 ubiquitin-protein ligase TRIM37-like. Gene Ontology annotation, molecular function: ubiquitin protein ligase activity; tumor necrosis factor receptor binding; ubiquitin protein ligase binding. NCBI's taxonomy places the organism in Eukaryota, Metazoa, Arthropoda, Insecta, Diptera, Culicidae. The coding region runs from base 151 to 1725 and encodes 524 amino acids. Gene Ontology annotation, cellular component: peroxisome; aggresome. Gene Ontology annotation, biological process: protein autoubiquitination; negative regulation of centriole replication. The record is from RefSeq and is a predicted model, not a curated record. The transcript has 2 exons.